GCUUGCCUAAGGAGGGGGGGGACUGCUUACAAGAAGAGUUCAGGCUUUGCACUCAAGGCAGACUGCUCUGAACUUUAGCUCAAAUAUCUCUAGGAAAGCUUGAACUGGCCUUUUCUAGGAGUUCACUGAAGCGAAGUGCUUACUGAAAAGGCUUUCAAUCCAGUUCACAUUUUUCUACCAGCUCUUGUGCUGGGAAAACAAAACUCACAGAAGCGGUGCCAGAAAAUUUCCUUGCAGCAUUAAAAAUGUACUUUGGGACGUUAUGCCUCUGCAGGCAUGUUCUGAGAAGCCGAGGACUGAAAAAUCGACUUUCUAGUGUUUCUGGACUGCACUCUGUGAACGGGACAAACUCUGGCCAGCGGAGUCACAGGGAAACAGACUUUUCCUCCCAACUUUCUCCAAGGAGUGGACCGCAAUCUUCCAUAUCUCUCCGCUCCGGACACAAUAGCAAGACAUUUUAUUCCACAUUGUCCCAGAAUUAUGAACAUGUAUUCAGAGCCUCGGUGGAAGACCCCGAAAAUGUUUGGGGGGAAGCAGCUAGGAAAAUCACAUGGUUUAAGCCAUGGACCAAAACAAUGGACAACUCCAACCCCCCCUUUACAAAAUGGUUCGUUGGCGGAGAGCUUAACGUCUGUUAUAAUGCACUUGAUCGUCACAUAGAGAAUGGACGAGGAGAUCAAGUUGCUGUUAUUCAUGACAGUCCUGUGACCGGUAUCAAGCAGAACAUCACCUAUAAAGAGAUCUAUGAGCAGGUAUCUCGGUUAGCCGGUGUUCUUACAAAGCAUGGUGUCAGAAAAGGGGACAGAGUUGUCAUUUAUAUGCCAAUGAUACCACAGGCAAUGUAUACAAUGUUGGCAUGUGCGAGAAUUGGAGCCGUGCAUAGUCUCAUUUUUGGGGGAUUUGCACCCAAGGAGUUAUCAGUACGCAUUGAUCAUGCAAAGCCCAAGUUAAUUGUAACCGCAUCAUUUGGAAUUGAGCCUGGGAGAAGAGUGGAGUACAUUCCCCUAGUAGAAAGAGCUCUGGAACUGGUGCAUCACAAGCCAGAGAAAGUUCUCAUUUAUAGUCGGCCAAACAUGGAACGGGCCCCUAUAAAAUGUGGACGUGAUCUGGACUGGGAUGAAGAGAUUGCCAAAGCUCAUCCUCAUGACUGCGUUGCUGUCCCCUCUGGUCAUCCACUGUAUGUUCUGUAUACCUCUGGCACUACUGGACAACCUAAGGGGGUGGUAAGGUGUUCAGCUGGGUAUGCUGUGAUGCUAAACUGGACCAUGUCUACGAUAUAUGGACUGAAGCCUGGUGAGGCUUGGUGGGCAGCAUCUGAUUUAGGAUGGGUUGUUGGCCAUUCUUAUAUUUGCUAUGGGCCACUGGUGCAUGGGAAUUCUACAGUAUUAUAUGAGGGAAAGCCGGUGGGAACACCAGAUGCUUCUGCCUAUUUCCGUGUGUUAUCAGAACAUGAAGUGGUGGCCAUGUUUAUUGCACCAACAGCCCUUAGGGCAAUACGGCAGCAAGACCCUGAGGCAGACUUGGGAAAGAAAUACCCAUUAAAAAAGUUUCGUACGUUAUUCGUGGCUGGGGAACGCUGUGAUGUGGAGACACUUGAGUGGUCUAAAAGAAUUUUUAAGGUUCCAGUGCUGGAUCACUGGUGGCAGACAGAAACUGGAUCUCCAAUUACUGCAACUUGUAUUGGCCUAGGAAAUUCUUUAACCCCUCCUGCAGGCCAAACAGGCAGACCAGUUCCAGGUUAUAAUGUAAAAAUACUGGACAACGAUAUGCAAGAAUUGCCGCCAAACACCUUAGGAAACAUUGUAGUAAAAUUACCUUUACCUCCUGGAGCAUUCUCCAGCCUCUGGGAAAAUGAAGAAACAUUUAAAGAAUUAUAUUUCAGAAAAUUUCCUGGAUUCUAUGAUACCAUGGACGCUGGCUACGUGGAUGAAAAUGGAUAUAUCUAUGUCAUGUCUCGAGUUGAUGAUGUAAUCAAUGUUGCGGGUCAUAGACUAUCAGCAGGAGCUAUUGAGGAGUCGGUAAUGCUACACAGUGCAGUAGCAGACUGUGCUGUUGUUGGUUUGGAGGAUCCAUUAAAAGGACAUGUUCCUCUUGCGUUGUGUGUUUUACAAAACGGUGUGGACAAAACUACAGAACAACUAGAAAGUGAAAUUGUUGCAUUGGUUAGAGAACAAAUUGGGCCAGUUGCUGCUUUCAGAAACGUGGUCAUCGUUAAACAGUUACCCAAGACGCGUUCUGGCAAGAUACCUCGCUCUACACUGUCUUCUCUUGUGAAUGGCAAACCCUACAAGAUUGGUUCUACCAUUGAAGACCCUGAUGUAUUCAAAACGGUUGAAGGUGCUGUAAAGGCAAAGUUAAAAUAAGGCCCAGAUCGCUUAAGCCUUGUCAGAAGUAUGUCUGUCUACUUUAAUUUACAAGACUCCAGGAAAUCAAUGAGAUCCAACUGAAGACACCAGUGAAGUCUAUUUUUAGAAUGUAUAUUAAUUUUCUCUUUUGAGAAACUAUUUUAGAAUUAACCUAAACCUUAUAUUGUUCGGUAGCAUUCCUAGUCACAGCUACCUCAAGUUUUCCUAGCAUUUGAUUACGUUAAACACGGGAGAUCAAAAAUCUUUUUAUUUUUUUUUAUUUUUUACUAGUGUUUACAACCUGUUUUUAUUGAAACAUUAUGUUUGUAAUGUUACCAACCAUGCGUCAUUCCACAGAGAAUGUUCACUAUUAAGUACUCUGCUUUAAAGUAUUUUUCGGAUGCUCGUAGGUAUUUGCAGGUUACGCAGAUCCUGCAACUCUAGUACGUCACUCAGCAUUUUCAAGGACCAACACAAGUGAGCUUCAAAAAGGUUUACGUUGGCCCUGCAUAAAAAAAUAUUUAGUGGGUAAGCUCAGCCAUUUAAAAAUGCAAAUGCCAGGUUUGGUGUCGGAAAGGUUGAAGUUAUCCUUGCAAUAUUUUUUUUAUACAUUGGUUUAUUCAGGAUUGCUGAAGUUUUUUAAAAGCAUCAUUUAUGUCUUCCUUUCUUAUGCUUAUAAUUAAAUGUAAUGUUUUUUCACACAGAACAUUUUUCUUAGGAUACUUGCCAGUAUCGUGUACUGGCAGCUCGUGUAAAAUCCUAAGCAAAAAGUCUUCUGCAUUUGUUUCAGUAUGGUAAAGUACCAUAACAUUCAUGUCUCCAAAUAAAAUACUGUGCUGACGUA
Spea bombifrons (plains spadefoot toad) is the source of this 3189-nucleotide messenger RNA. It is a transcript of the gene ACSS3, whose product is annotated as acyl-CoA synthetase short chain family member 3. The transcript is spliced from 17 exons. Bases 246 to 2363 code for a protein of 705 amino acids. The record is from RefSeq and is a predicted model, not a curated record. Lineage: Eukaryota; Metazoa; Chordata; Amphibia; Anura; Pelobatidae.